CGGAACUCGGCUGCCCGCUUGCAACAUCAAGUUUGCAGUCUUGAUUGCGAUAUCCUAAAGAGCAGAACGUUAUGUGCUGGGAGCCACGGGGAAACGCAAAUCAGAAAUGUCAGCAGACCGGUAGGACAGGGGCAUGAAAUGAGUCAUUCUUUUAUGGGCUGUGCCAGACAGUCGUCUUCUGACUUGGCUCCAGGAUGGUGCGUCUCUGCCGGACUCUGGUUCUAGCUCUUGCUGUCUGGUGCUGCUGCGAGGCUGACGUGGGGAACUUCACUGCCUGCACACGCUUCUUCUACAGCGCCUGGCCCCCCAAGGGGCUCCAGGGGGUCCCCAUCUGCCAGCGCUACCUGAACCAGCAUCGUUUCGCCACCCUGUACAGCCGGACACACCGCAGACCCUGGUUCUCCGCCUAUGUGUUCUCCACACCGACUGGCAAGCGGCCCAAGGAGGAGUGGAAAUUUGAGCCGCAGCUGGCCAACUCCAAAGCAGAUGGCAACAUGAUACCCUUUCCACCAGGAAAAGUGGAUCAGAAUGUGGCAGAUAGCCAGGCCAUUCAGCUGGACUACAUCAACUCCAGCUACACCCGUGGCCACCUGAAUCCCAGCUUGCAUCAUCAACACCCUCAGGACAGGGAAUCCACAUUUACACUCACCAACGUGGUCCCACAGAAGGAAAAGUCCAACGAUGGGCCUUGGGCGUCGAUGGAGAAGCGCGUCAGCCAGCUCCUCAACACUUAUUGCAAAGGUGAAGCCUAUGUGGUGACAGGGGUCAUCCCCUACCGGGAGGAAAAGUGGCUGAGGGAACACCGUGUCGGUAUUCCAGAGUACCUGUGGUCAGCUUAUUGCUGUCCUAGCUAUAGCUUAAACCUUCCAUCCAGUCUCACGUCUGCUUUUCCAACGUUUGCUGCCAUAGGCCGCAAUGAUCCAAACAGCACGGAGGAAAUAGUCCCUAUAGACAGGAACAAGAGCAAAAGGACCCGGGGGUAUGAUGUGAGGUUCAUGCCCCUGGACACACUGGAAAUGUACCUUAAGCAGCGUUUUGGGGUGCCCUUCAGCGUGUUCUACAACCAGUGCUCUCAGCCUUGAGCAGUCAAACCUUGUCAGAAAUAAUGUUUCAGAACUGUAUGGCAGCAAGAAGAUUUUAGCACAUGCAUUUCCAAUUCUACAAUUCAUCUGAAAAGAGAAGAUUAAGUGUGAAAUGCACAAUCUAUAAUAUCAGGAUAUUUCUACAGUAAGCAUAUGUUAUAGAGGAAUAUGUGAAUAAGUAAUGGGAAGACGCGAUGGCGCUUUGGGUUUGGCCGGGUCCUGCUCUGUGAUGGGUCUGGGGUUCGAGUCCUGCUUGGGGUGCCUUGUG
Molecule: messenger RNA, 1350 nt
Organism: Scleropages formosus (Asian bonytongue)
Lineage: Eukaryota; Metazoa; Chordata; Actinopteri; Osteoglossiformes; Osteoglossidae
Product: endonuclease domain-containing 1 protein-like
Exons: 2
Coding region: 195-1082 (295 amino acids)
Molecular function (GO): metal ion binding; hydrolase activity; nucleic acid binding
Source: RefSeq, a predicted model, not a curated record